AUGCCCCGAAUCCCCUUUUCUGUCAUCUUCAAAGCCCAAAGAGAAAACUACCUUCUGCCUAUACUCCUCAAAGAGUGUCGCACAAUCGAUUCUGCUCGCAAUGAACUUCGCUGGCUACGCGAGCGGGUAAUUCGCGAUGGCCAGUCCUCUUCACGAUCAAAGGCAUGGAGAAGUCGAUUGAGAUAUAUGUGUCAGAUGCGAUCUAGAGGAUAUCCUCUCCAAUAUAUCCUUGGAGAUCAACCAUUCGGCGACUUGGAAAUUCUCUGCCGAAGAGGCGUUUUGAUCCCAAGGUCGGCCUAUCAAAUUUCCGAAAGAGCGAUUUCUUGCUGA
Molecule: messenger RNA, 330 nt
Organism: Penicillium digitatum Pd1
Lineage: Eukaryota; Fungi; Ascomycota; Eurotiomycetes; Eurotiales; Aspergillaceae
Source: RefSeq, a predicted model, not a curated record